Pecten maximus is the source of this 1505-nucleotide messenger RNA. Its product is annotated as filaggrin-2-like. The coding region runs from base 138 to 1505 and encodes 455 amino acids. The transcript has 2 exons. Lineage: Eukaryota; Metazoa; Mollusca; Bivalvia; Pectinida; Pectinidae. The record is from RefSeq and is a predicted model, not a curated record.
UACCAGAACCUGACUCCGCAAAAUCGGCAGGACCUGUAGGUAACGAGGAAAAGGCUUCUCGGGAUUUUAAAAACUCUGACGUAACUGCUAAUCAGUUGCAUGUAGGGGACAGUUUGUCAAGAUGGUUUGAUGUUGCAAUGGACAUAAAUACCGACCCACCCGAAAGUGUUCAUAAUUCAUCGACUGACAACAGUUUCGUUGAAACAGUGAUCGUUCCCAUGACAACAACUAGUGUAUAUGAAGAAGGCACAAUGACACCAGUAACGGUCAUGAGCAUCAAAAACAAUGACGUAACAUCUGCUAGUGCUACGGAACUGUCGACGAUGUCCACAACAUCAGGCUACGUCAUUGAAACUACAGAAGGCAUGGGUGAGUCUGAAACUACCACAUCGUCAACAAAUCUAAACAAACAUCUCACGAUGUCUUCAUCUAUAGCAUUUCCCGAAAAAUUCGCACAAGAACCUAUGACGUCUACAACUAUCACACCAACCGACAAUCUAACACAGGAACCAGUGACGUCAACAACGGUUUUGAUGACUACAGGCUCACGUAGCACGGCGGUUGCAAAAUCUGGACCUACUGAACCAGCAGAAUUUGAUAAUCAAAAGCAAUCUUCGAAAGGGGCCAAAGACAAGAACACUGCACUAAGAAGUCGCCAUGAGGAACGUGCUCAGACUAUUAGACGGCUGUAUGAACUUCUCCGUCAAUACAAAAAUAAAUUUAAGGACAGGCCUUCCAGAAUACCUCAAAAUCAAGAUGGCAAAGUAGUCAACAAGGGUCAUAGCAGGGGACGUGACACACUCACAGCCAGAAACAACCGACACCAUCGAAUCGGAGGUCUAGCGGACACUUCUCGCAUGAUUAGGAAACACCAACAACAUCGAGGCCACGAAAAACUAAAUUUAAAUAAGCUGCACCACAUCCCAACUUUGCAUCGUGACCAGAUCAACAGACACGAACAGGUUUUAGGACAUUUACAAGAACACGGCAAAAGGAAAAGCAAUAUAGAUAAACAUAUUACAAGGGGGAUGCUGGGAGAUGGAAACCGUCACCAUGAGACCACGCAUGCGCAAGGACAACAUGAGACCAGGCAUGCGCUAGGACACCAUGACACCACGCAUAAGUUUGGACACCAUGACACCACGCAUGCGCUAGGACACCAUGACACCACGCAUGCGCUAGGACACCAUGGCACCACGCAUGCGCUAGGACACCAUGGCACUACGCAUAAGUUUGGACACCAUGACACCACGCAUGCAAUAGGACACCAUGACACUACGCAUGCGCUAGGACGCCAUGCCACCACGCAUGCGCUGGGACACCAAGACACCACGCAUGCGCUAGGACACCAGGACACCACGCAUGCGCUAGGACACCAUGGCACCACACAGAAGCUAGGAGGUAGUCUCUUUAGUAAUAGACAGCGGUCUAAGCCGUCCAAUAUCAGUAAGAGAAGAAAUAAUGCUUUACUGAAAAAACUAGCACAUUGGUUUCAUUUGCAUUAA